GUGCUAUACCAGCUUGCUGAUCAAAUUCUUAUUUAAGGGGACCAAAGAAGCUUAAAACUUACAUUGUAAUAUGCAUGCCAUGGCAUCAAGAUUGGCACCAAGUCUCUUAUUACUCCUCUCCAUUUUCAUCACCUUGUCAUCACCAACCUCAUGCCAUCCUCUAGACCCUCUAACACCAUCCGAGUUCAUCCAUGUCAAAACCGUAGUCCAAAAAUCCUACCCUUCUCAAAACCUGAGCUUCCAAUACGUAGGCCUAGAUGAACCCGAAAAGUCCACCGUCCUCUCAUGGCAAUCAAAACCCACCAAAACCCCGCCUCCUCUUCCUCGCCGUGCCUUGGUCGUUUUACGACUCAAAAUGAAAACCCUAGAGCUCAUAGUCGACAUAUCAACCCGUUCCAUAGUUUCCAAAACUGAAUUUGAUAACAAACAUGGAUACCCUUUGCUUAACAAUGAAGAACAAUCUGUUGCGGCUGAACUCCCGUUCAAAUAUAAACCCUUUAUCCAGUCCAUUAAAAAGAGAGGGCUUAACAUGUCCGAAGUUGUGUGUAGUACUUUUUCAGUUGGUUGGUUUGGGGAGGCCAAAACUAAAAGAACAAUCAAGAUUAAUUGUUUUUACAAAAAAGAUAGUGUAAACUUGUACGUGAGGCCAGUGGAGGGAAUAACAGUCGCGGUUGAUCUGGAUGAGCUGAAGAUCGUUGAAUACAUCGAUAGGUUUGUUGCACCUGUGCCAAAAGCUGAGGGGACUGAGUACCGAGCGUCCAAUCAGAAGCCUCCAUUUGGUCCAAGGCUAAAUGGUGCUCCAGUUACGUCGGGGGACGAAGGGUUCAAGCUCGACGGCAACACUGUUAGGUGGGCCAAUUGGAUCUUCCAUCUCGGAUUUGAUGUUCGAACGGGUGUGAUUAUAUCUCAAGCAUCAAUAUAUGAUCUUGAAAUGCACGAGUACAGGAGGGUUUUGUACAGAGGCUUUGUAUCCGAGCUCUUUGUCCCGUACAUGGACCCCACAGAAGAAUGGUACUACAAAACCUUCUUCGACUGUGGAGAAUUUGGGUUUGGUCUAUCCACAGUAUCACUCAAGCCGUUGACCGACUGCCCAGCCAAUGCCCAGUUAAUGGACGCCUACUAUGCUGCCCAGGACGGCACGCCGGUGAAGAUAUCGAAUGCUUAUUGCAUCUUUGAGAGACAUGCAGGCAACAUCUUGUGGCGCCACACUGAAUUGACUAUCCCAGAUAUAGUGAUCACAGAAGUUAGGGCUGAGGUCACUCUGGUUGUGAGGACGGUUUCAACUAUAGGCAACUAUGACUACAUAAUUGAUUGGGAGUUCAAGCCAAGUGGCUCCAUCAAAAUGGAGGUGGGGCUAACAGGUGUGCUAGAAAUUGAAGCAGUUAAUUACACCCAGAUAGACCAAAUAGAGGAGGAAGUUUUUGGCACAUUGGUGGCAGAUAAUAGCAUUGCUGUGAACCAUGAUCAUUUCUUGACAUACCAUCUUGACCUUGAUGUGGAUGGUGAAACCAACUCCUUUGUCAAGAAUAAUUUUGUGACGAAACAAGCAACGGGCCACAACACACCAAGGAAGAGUUAUUGGAAUAUUGUAAGCGAGACGGCUAAAACUGAGUUAGAUGCAAGAAUUCGCCUUGGUUUGAAGCCAGCUGACCUGGUUGUGGUAAACCCUAUUAAGAAGACCAAAGCCGGGAACCCAUUUGGCUAUCGUUUGAUCCCGGGGGCAGUUGCAGGACCCCUAUUGUUAGAGGAUGAUUACCCGCAAAUCCGCGGCGCUUUCACUAAGUACAAUGUGUGGGUUACACCAUACAACAAGUCCGAAAAAUGGGCAGGAGGAAGACAUGUUGAUCAAAGUAGAGGAGAGGACACAUUAGAUGUGUGGAGCAGCAGGAAUAGGAAAAUUGAGAACAAGGAUAUAGUGUUGUGGUACACAAUUGGGUUUCACCACAAUCCUUGCCAAGAGGAUUUUCCAAUGAUGCCAACAUUGAGUGGUGGAUUUGAGCUCAGGCCAACCAAUUUCUUUGAGAGAAGUCCUGUUCUUAAAGUUAGAACCAUACCUUCUAAGCACCACUCGCCUAAUUGCACCGCCAAAAACUAGCUGGGGACUUUUUAUUUGUCAUGAGUGAUUAAUAAUUCUAAGAGCUUAAUAAGUGAUGUUUUCAUCCCAUUGCAGUUGUAAUUUAUUGCAAGUUUUAAUUACAAAUUAAAUAUCUAGUCCCA
Molecule: messenger RNA, 2217 nt
Organism: Pyrus x bretschneideri (Chinese white pear)
Lineage: Eukaryota; Viridiplantae; Streptophyta; Magnoliopsida; Rosales; Rosaceae
Product: primary amine oxidase
Exons: 5
Coding region: 71-2095 (674 amino acids)
Biological process (GO): amine metabolic process
Molecular function (GO): quinone binding; copper ion binding; primary methylamine oxidase activity
Source: RefSeq, a predicted model, not a curated record